Messenger RNA from Entelurus aequoreus (snake pipefish), 3349 nucleotides. It is a transcript of the gene tgm1l1, whose product is annotated as transglutaminase 1 like 1. The record is from RefSeq and is a predicted model, not a curated record. Gene Ontology annotation, molecular function: protein-glutamine gamma-glutamyltransferase activity. Gene Ontology annotation, biological process: peptide cross-linking. The transcript is spliced from 14 exons. NCBI's taxonomy places the organism in Eukaryota, Metazoa, Chordata, Actinopteri, Syngnathiformes, Syngnathidae. Bases 277 to 2625 code for a protein of 782 amino acids.
AAGCAAUGUUUCAAUUCAAAAGAAAAACAUUUCUUUGGCAUUUGAAGGAAUCAUGUAAAUGUCCCUGUCUGAAAAGUGCUUAAAAGGGACUUCCUGGUGGGUGGGAGUAACGGGGUGUGUGUUGCAAAAAGGGGGUGUGUGCCUUUAAAGCCUCGUGCACCACAUUCCUGCCCUCACAUAGUCAGCGGAGUCCAGUCAAGAAGUUUCCAAAAAAGUUAUUUCCCAAGACCGGCCGGGAUAAAAAAAAGGACUCCCAAGACCCCGAGGCGGACAAAGAUGCCGGGUGAGAGGAUGACGGUCCGGGGCACGGCAGACGUGGGCCGGUUCCCCGGGGCCGCCCCGCCCACCAGGGUGGAGCUGUCCAUUCAGAAGGUGGGGGAAAAGAAACCGGAGGAGAGCGCUUGCUGCCGCUGGUGGAGGAAAAUGUGCCCGUGCUGUUGCUGCAAGAGGAACACCACCUCCUAUGACGUCACGCACACCGUGGAACUGAUCAAACCCCCGGCCCUCACCCCGGAGCCCGACGGGCCCAAGCCGAUGAACGGGGAAUCGAAAGAAACGGAAGUCAUGAAGUUGGGUGUGCGCUCGGUGAAUUUGCUGAGCUCAAAAACGGGUGGGAACAGACUGGAGCACCACACCGACCUCUACCACGGGGACCAGCUGAUCGUCCGCAGGGGACAAACCUUCCGCUUGGAGCUGGAGCUCAACCGGCCGUUCAGUCCGGACACCGACAAGCUGCACCUGGACCUAAGAACAGGUCCACUGCCCAUGGUCUCCAAAGGCACCCACGUCAUCGUCCCCCUGGUGGACUACCUGGAAGAUAAACGCUGGGGUGCCCGGAUCGCAGAGCAAGACGGCAACAAGGUCAAGUUGUCCGUCCACUCUCCGGCCGACGCUGUGAUUGGUCUUCACGGGCUGACGGUCACCACCGGCUCCCUGAAGGAGGAAACCCCCAAUACUUACACCUCCAGCGAGAACAUCAUCAUGCUCUUCAACCCCUGGUGCACAGACGACGCUGUGUUCCUGGACGAGGAGGAGGAGAGGAAGGAGUACGUGUUGAACGACAUCGGGCAAAUUUAUUACGGAACUGAGAAGCAAAUCGGUUCUCGCACGUGGAACUUUGGCCAGUUUCAAGAAGGGAUUCUGGAAGCAUGUCUGUUCAUUCUGGAGAAAAGUGACAUCCCUCCAUCUGGCCGGGGGGAUCCCAUCAACGUGGUCAGGGUCCUAUCGGCCAUGAUAAACGCCCAGGACGACUUCGGGGUCCUGAUCGGAAACUGGUCUGGGAACUACUCCCUCGGAGUGUCCCCAGCUGCCUGGAGCAGUAGUGUGGAGAUCCUGAGGAAAUACCACUCCUCCCACGGAACGCCCGUGCCGUACGGCCAGUGCUGGGUCUUCUCGGGGGUCACUACAUCAGUGCUCCGCUGUCUUGGCAUACCGACUCGCAGCGUGACCAACUUCCAGUCCGCCCACGACACUGACGUGUCCCUCACAAACGACGUGUAUUUCGAUGAGGACUUGGAGCCAAUCGACUACCUCAACAGCGAUUCUAUCUGGAAUUUCCAUGUCUGGAAUGACUGCUGGAUGGCCAGGCCCGACUUGCCCGACGGUCACGGGGGUUGGCAAGCUAUUGACUCCACUCCCCAGGAGACGAGCCAGGGUACCUUUCGCUGCGGCCCCGCCUCCAUCACGGCCAUUCGCUCUGGCCAGGUCUACCUCAAACACGACACGCCCUUCGUCUUUGCAGAGGUCAACAGUGAUAAGAUCUUCUGGCAAAGGAAUUCCGAUGGUACGUUCACGCAGUUCCGCAGUGAAAAGAAGGCUGUGGGUCACUGCAUCAGCACUAAAGCAGUCGGUUCCGAUGAACGGGCGGACAUCACUCAUCUGUACAAGCAUCAGGAAGGUUCUGAGGAGGAGCGCAUUGCCGUAGAGACUGCCAGUCGUUACGGCAGUAAGCCAGACGUCUACACUCCUGCUACGGCCGAGGAUGUCAGUCUGGAGGUGAGGAUGGAAGGCGAGGGGCCGAGGAUGGGGGCCGAUGCCCACCUGAGCCUCCUGGUGAAGAACCUGAGCUCAGAGCCCCGUCGGACCACACUGCACAGCCAGGUGGCCGUCAUGUACUACACGGGUGUUGUGAAGGGCACCAUCAAGAAGGAGCAGCUGCCCGUGGAGCUUCUGCCAAAUGAAGAGAAGACCAUUGAGUGGGUUCUGCCUUACCAACAAUACCAGAACCAGCUGGUGGACCAGGCGGCGCUGAUGCUGACUUUGUCAGGGAGAGUCAAUGAGACCAAACAGGUUUUGGCCAACCAAACCACCUUCAGGCUCCGCACACCCGACCUCAACAUCACGCCAUUGGGAAAAGCUGUAGUGGGCCAGGAAAUGGGGGCCAAGAUCACGUUUACCAACCCUCUGCCGGGGCCGCUGAAGGACGUGGUCUUCAGGGUGGAAGGUCUGGGUCUGCAGAAGGGCCAUGAAGUGGUCGUGGGGGACGUGGGUGGUCUCUCCACCGUGACUCUGACCGAACACUUCAUCCCCACCCAGCCCGGGGCCAGGAAGCUGGUGGCCUCUCUGGACUGCAAACAGCUGACACAGGUGCACGGAGUGGUGGACAUCAUCGUUCUGGAAGAGUGACCUGGCACUAACUGUUAUUUACUCCUCAUAAACACUAUAUAGUCACGAUCAAAAGUGUACGUACACUUGUAAAGAACAUCCUGUCAUGGCUGUCUUGACUUUCCAAUCAUUUCUACAACUCUUUGCUUACAUGUCCCUUGGCAAGUUUCACUGCAACAAGCUUCUGCUUGAAUUUUUGACCACUCCUCUUGACAAAAUUGGUGCAGUUCAGCUAAAUGUGUUGGUUUUCCUGACAGGGACUUGUUUCUUCAGCAUUGUCCACACGUUUAAGUCGGGACUUUGGGAAGGCCAUUCUAAAACCUUCAUUCUAGCCUGAUUUAGCCAUUCAUUUACCACUUUUGACACGUGUUUGAGGUCAUUGGGCCCCAUUCAGCAAUAAGUUCCUAACAUUUCCUCUUCUUACCAAGUGAUUUCCUCAUGGAAUUGAAAUUAAUGACCUAUUCUUAAACGGCCAAUUUUUUCCCACCUGCUGUUCUUAAGUUGCUGAAUGCCGAAUGGUUAGCGCGUGCGUGUCUCUCAUAAUUUGCAUAUAAACACGCCCUUAUAUCCCCAAUAUGCGUAGGUAAACACCCUUAAUUCCGUAAUUUGCACACGUUUAAGUCAGGACUUUGGGAAGGCCAUUCUAAAACCCUCAUUCUAGCCUGAUUCAGCCAUUCCUUUACCACUUUUGACGUGUGUUUGGGGGUCAUUGUCCUGUUGGAACACCCAACUGUGCCCCAGACCC